This is a messenger RNA of Colossoma macropomum (tambaqui), 11844 nucleotides long. It is a transcript of the gene igdcc4, whose product is annotated as immunoglobulin superfamily, DCC subclass, member 4. Gene Ontology annotation, molecular function: protein binding. The coding region runs from base 139 to 4071 and encodes 1310 amino acids. The record is from RefSeq and is a predicted model, not a curated record. The transcript is spliced from 20 exons. NCBI's taxonomy places the organism in Eukaryota, Metazoa, Chordata, Actinopteri, Characiformes, Serrasalmidae. Gene Ontology annotation, cellular component: axon; plasma membrane. Gene Ontology annotation, biological process: cell-cell adhesion; axon guidance.
GAGAGAAAGAGGGAGAGAUAGAUAGAGAUAGAGGGGACUGCCAGUGUUUCAGGCGACUCCAGCGGACACCUAAAGCGGGACUUACCGGUGUGUGUGAGUGAAAGGCAGGGAGAGAGGGGAGUGAACGUGUGUGUGUGUAUGUGUGGAGCAGCUAACACACUAACACACAUUGAACGCUGGCGCACAACAUGGCGAUGGUUCGCCGGGAGACUGGCCGGCUCUCUCCAGACUAGCGCCGCCGCGCUGAGCUGCUCGGCUUUGGGAGAAGCUGCGAGCAGAAGGGCGCUUUCCUCUGGGCUCCACAGCGAGAGAAAAAAAAAGAAAAAAGAGCUCCACAUGGCGCUGAAUAGCUGCUGGCUCUUCUGUCUCCUCUCGCUGGGCUGCUGUGGACUAUCCUCGCAAGAGAAUCCUGUGUCUGUGGAGCUGAGCUGCGGGGCUGGUCCCGUCCAUGUGGUUUUGGAGCCUCCUGACCCUGUGCUGCUGGACUGCCACCUGGGGGCCGCAGAUGCUCCGGUCAACGUCACCUGGCUGCGGGACGGGGCGGUGCUGAGUGAGAGCGAGGCCGUUCAGCUCCUCCACAACGGCUCUCUGCUGGUCUUGCCCACCAGUAGAGAGGUGGAGGGCGCAUACAGCUGCCUCAGUGGCAGCUCUUUCGGGGCGCUGACCAGCCGUACGGUCACUCUGCAGCUGGCCAGCCUUUCUCGUUUCCUGCAGGACCCUGAGCCUCAGGUUGUGCCUGCGAGUGGCACUGCCCGUUUUGAGUGCCAAGUAGAUGGUCUGCCCGUCCCCACCAUCACCUGGGAGAAAGACCAGGUGCCACUGCCGGUACCCACAGAACCGGACGAAACAUCAAGCAGGUACGUAACUCUUCCAAAUGGAGUCCUGCAGAUUUUAGGGGUCAGUAAGGAUGAUGAGGGUUUGUACCGCUGCCUGGCAUCUAACUCCGCUCGCAAACGGUACAGCCAAGAUGCUUCCCUCACGGUCACUCCAGGUACUUCAGAGGAGAGUGACGUGGUGAUUACAGCUCCACCACAAGACUUGACGGUGGUGCUGGGUCAGCCAGCAGUGCUGGAGUGUAUGGCUCAGGGCCAGCCUAAACCCUUUGUGUCAUGGAGUAGACAGGAUGGGAAGCCCAUUGCGACAGAUGUGGUUGUCUUAGCAACCAACCUCGUGAUCCCGGACACACACACUCACCAUGCUGGAGUGUAUGUGUGUCGUGCCAACAAGCCCAAGACCCGCGAGUUCGUCUCUGCUUCUGCUGAGAUCCGUGUGCUGGCUCCUCCUGUAAUCCUGCAGCCUCCUGAGUCGAGGGCUCUCUCACGCGCAAAUACGGCUCGGUUUGUGUGUAAUAGCUCAGGUGACCCUGCGCCAGUCCUGCGCUGGCUGAAGAACGGAGAACCUGUGCAGUGGUCAGCUCGGGUUAAGACUCAGAGCCCUGCCGUUCUGCUCAUUAACCAGCUAGGUCUGGAAGACGCCGGAUACUACCAGUGCAUCGCUUCCAACAGCCUGGGCACGGCCUGCGCCACCGCCAAGCUGUCAGUCAUCGUAAAACAGGGUCUCCCCAGCCCACCGCGCCGCCUGCAGGCCACGCCCCACUCCAGCACCUCCGCGUUGCUCACCUGGGAGCCCCCUGAACACAACAGUGAUCAGGUCAUCGGCUUCUCCAUCCACUACCAGCACGCCACAGGCUCUGACAACAUGGAGUAUCAGUUUGCGGUCAACAACGACACAACAGAGUUCCAUGUGAAGGAGCUGCAGCCUCACACUGCUUACACCUUUUACAUGGUGGCCUAUUCACCCAUGGGCGCCAGCCACCCGUCACAGUCUGUCACUGUGGAGAUGUUGGAGGAUGUGCCCAGUGCUCCACCACAGCUGUCUCUGCUCAGCACAUCCCCCACUGAGACCAGAGUGAUGUGGCUCCCCCUUUCCUCUCAGCUUAGCCGCGGAGCCAUCACACAUUACCGUAUCGACUACCGCACACUGGAGCACGCAGACGAAGUGUAUUCGGUGGAGGUAGGAGGGAAUGAGACACAGGCGACCCUGAGAGAUAUGAAGCCCAACCACACUUACCAGCUACGGAUGGCUGCAGGAACACGAGCGGGAUUCGGACAACCGUCAGAGUGGGCCAUUCACCAUACCCCCAACCUUACUCAGGUGCUCUUCGCUCCCACCGAACUCAAAGUGCGAGCAAAGAUGCAUUCCCUCCACGUCACAUGGCAGCCGCCACCCAAUCACACGCAGAUCACCAGCUACAAACUGGCCUAUAAGGAGGUGGAUGGAGAGGAGACGACCAAUGAGGAGACUCCUGUGGAUGAUGCUCAUCAAAUCAGACUCCGCAAAAGAGUGAGGCAUUAUGAAAUCACAGGCCUAGCUCCAGAUCGACUGUAUGAAGUGAAGGUUUGGGCAUGUAAUAAACAGACUGAAGGCUAUCCCGCUGUAUGGAAGGGUCGGACAGAGAAAUUCACUGAUCGAGUGCGACUACCGGACUACCUCCCCCCGCUGCCCCCCAGCAGCGUGAAAGCUCGGGCCAACAGCUCAACCUCCAUCUGGCUGCGGUGGGAGAAACCGCCAUUCAGUAAUGUACGCAUCAUCACCUACACCAUCCGCUGCAGCCCUGCUGGCACACGCAAUGCCUCCCUCGUCUCUUACUACACCAGCACUUCUCAGGAGAUCCUAUUGGGGGCACUAAAGCCCUUCACCCGCUAUGAACUGGCUGUGCAGUCCAACGGCAUCAAUAUGGGAGGCCCCUUCAGUGGCACAGUGGAAGAGUCCACACUAGCUGACCGACCCUCAUCUCCCCCCACAGACCUGCAGCUGAGCGCUAUAGACUCAUUCUCAGUGUUGGUGAGUUGGCGCCCCCCCUUGGAGCCCAAUGGAAUCAUCGUGAGCUACAGAAUGCUCUACAGUGGCAACCUCAGUCAGCCUGAUCACCUGUGGACCAACCUUAGCCAUGAUGGAUCUGUCACCAGCACUGAGGUUCUGGGUUUGAUGAGCGGAACACGGUACUAUUUUAAGAUGGGGGCGUGCACUGAGGUGGGUGUGGGGCCUUUUUCUCCGGUAAAGGAUGUGCACACACCCCCCAAAAAAUACGAGUUGGACAUUCACGCCGUCACUGGGAUCAUCGUUGGUGUGUGUCUUGGGCUUCUCUGCAUCCUACUCUGCAUGUGUAUUAGUUUCCGCAACGGAAAAAGCCGGGAGGCAUCUGGAGGUUUGGAGCCCAGUGCAUUAAGCUCCCAGUACCGCAGGGGUGGCCACGCUGUGUCCACUGCCGUGUCUGACUGCACUGACUGCCACGAGCUGGAGACCCUGAUGCCUCCCUCAGCCCAUGACCCUGCUCUGCCCCUCACCGAACCCAAUGAACAGCAAAGCCUCAUGGGUAGUGUAGGAACUGGUGAUGACACAGCAGAGCCAAAACUGACCUGGAACGGUUCAGUCAGCCGGGACUGGACGAACAGGAUCACCAGAUACAGAGACACGAUCACCGAGGACUCUCCCUUUCUCAUUAACGGACCUCUGGGCAUCCCAGCCUCUGAGAACAGUAAGAGCGGUCAUGAGGAUCAUCUGCAUUCGCUGGGUUCUAAUCAAGUGGAGGCAGAAGUGAUAGUGCACUCAGAGCUGUCUGAGGCAGUGAAUGGAGUUCAGAGUGACACUGAUCUCUCUUUGGGGUCUCCUGGUUGUCAGGGCCCUGUUUACGGAGAGGAGGCGCCGCCCCUGUCAUCCACAACAAACCCUACCCCUUCUCCCUCUGCCCCAGAGACCCGGCCUCCGUCUCCUCUUGUUUCCAACCACACCCAGGAGGUACUGUCCAAUCACAGUGGGCCACUGGAGAGUGGUGGGCCUGCCCAGCUGACUGUAGGGGGGGCCAAACUCGAGGGGGUGGGGCUUACCAAUGGUUUCCAUUCCCCUGAGAGCCUGCGGUCUGGGCGGGAAAGCCUAGAGAACGGAGACCACAGACUCUGCUCCAAAAGGAAGGCUCUGUCUCAGCCUGGACUGCCCCCGUCCCCUCCAGCCUUCACCACGUCUGGCCUUGUCCAGUCUACCUCAGGUGCACACGGCUACCUGUGCCCCUAAGCUUAAAUGAAGGAAAUGAACCAUGUUCCCAGGAUUCCACAAAGGAGACGUAACACUAGGGUGGAUUUGUGUGAAGGCAGGUGCCUCAAUAGCGCCCCCUAAUGGAGGAUGCUUCAUUCUUUCCCGUGGGCCAAGUGUCCAUCUUUUGUCUGUUGCAACUUUGUUCCAUUGUUUUAUAUGUAUGUACAUACAGAAUAUUUUUUUAGCUCUAGAAACCAUGGGUAUGCAUUUUGUUGCAUAUCAGUGGCACUUUUUUUUGGAAAGGGGUUUGUGUGCAUGGAUUGUAUGUAUUGAUUUGAUAUACAUAGUUACAUGCACACGUGACUUUAUAUAUAUAUAUAUAUAUAUAUAUAUAUAUAUAUAUAUAUAUAUAUAUAUACAUAUAUAUAUAUACACACUAUAUAUAAAUAUUGUAAAGUUGGAGUUUUCUUACUCUGAGGUGAAAGCAGAGGAUCCUGAGGUCUAGGAUCAGUCAAGAGCAAGAGCAGAAUACACUGCGGAAUACUCCAGCAUUGCUCCAACCUAAUUACUGUCCACUGCGUCUGUAGCAUACGGUCAAUUGCCGCAAUAAUUUUGAUGCCUUUGCAAAAGCCAGUGGUACCAAUAGGACCAUUUUUCGGUUUAUCAAAAAUGAUUGAUAAAGAUUGAUUUCAUUGCCGUGAAAUCAAUGGAAAAACGGAAAUUGAACUCAUUUUCCUUUCCUCUUUGUAUGCAAGAGGGCUCUGCGUUCUGAUCCGUGAUCUGAAAAUCCAGUCCUGGUUUUACACCCUAUGAGGUGCAUGAUGUAAGCUCAUUGCUAUCAGUGACAGUAUUUUUCAUGCUUAACUUUAGUUCAUGUUUAGUUAAGAAAUUAAUGUUUUAGUUUAGAAAUUAAAGACUGCACUCAUCCUAAUGUGUACCUUUUCAAAAGUCGGCGUUUUCUUGUGUCAAAACUUGGCAGAAAUGGAAGAUGUCUUAGAUAUACUCAAUAUGUGACUGUAACACAGCCGUGGUUUUAAAUGAUAAAAAUAUCGAAAAGUAAAUUUAUCCCAGUUUUUUUUUUUUUUCCAUGCUUAUCCUCCCAGCUGUAGUGAGUGGGCAGGUGCAUCAGCUGCUUUAGCAUCUGCCCAUUGACUUUGGUUCUUUUGUUAGUACCGGUAAAUUGUCCGUGGCGAUUGACCUUAUGAAACGGAUACCACAGAUAGAGGUUCAGUUGAAGGACGCUGGAGUAUUCCUUUAAUCUAACAAACUCAUCAGAGAUCAGUGCCUGAAAAGCAGCUGUAGACUUUCACUGAGAGAGCCCACAACCCUGCCACACUCUACAGCCUCCUGCUGUCUCAGGGUCAACUUACACACACACAUACACACAGUCCUGCAUAGCCUUGUGGGGCCAGAUGUGAUCUUGUCAUGAGAAUACACGUAUAGGAACAACUCGUUAAACUUUUGGUGCUGGUUGUGGCAUAAUCUGCAUCAAACAAGGGGCAAGUGUAUGCCCCAAGUGCCCCAAGUAAAACCCAACCCCAGAUUUCUCUAGUGCGUGUUCUUUUAACGUUGGCACUAAUCAAUAACACAGGCAAAACAAGCUAGCUGGUGAAAUGCUGUUGCUAGCUCUCCUUAUAUUGUCUUUCAAGAAGUGAUGUUUAUUUUUACAAUAUGUAAUAUGUUCUCAACUCAAAUCAACAUAUCUGCAUGCUUAAUUGGAGUUUUUAAGGGACGUUUCAGCCAUGCUAACUUGCAUUGCAUCCAUGGGCUAACGACAGGCAUGUUCCCAAUCUAAAUCUCCAGACUCUGACCCCGUGGCUUCUGGUCUCAGGUUUUGGGCCUAAUGUCUGUUGUCAGCAACAAGCUAUUCAGCUAACAUUAAUGAUAUGGCUAACAUUCAUGAUGUAUUUACAUUCUCAAAACAGUGAACUAAAUAGUCAGUGUUAUAGAUUUAAGUUACUUAUGCGUCUGUAUGUUGUCAGAUUCAAAGCAAUCAUUAUUUAAAAGUAAAGAAGUGGUUAUGUAUUACUGUUGAUAGUGUGAGCAGCCUACGCUGAGCUCAGAGCUGAGAACACCAUCCCAACUUUUCGAGCAGGAAUUCCCAGUUAAGGGGACGUUUUCCUUGAUUUUUUUCUGGUCGGAGGAGGGAGAUUCUGAGAUACAAGCUUCUGUCGAACACAGCAUUAAAUUGGAAGACGUUCUUAAUUUCUUUGUUUAAAAAUGUAGUUUUUUUAUUUAUUUUUUUGGAACUCCUCCUGUUUUAUUUUUCGUUUGUCAUCACAAUCUCCACUCUGGAAGUUUAGAGAAAUGUUACAUAGCCCUUACAGCCUAUAGGAAUGGAUUAAACAGCCCUGCACCCUUGUGGACGUUCUUGGUAAAGGGCACGUUAAGUUUGUGUUUCUAGAAGUCCGAAGAAGAUCAGAGAUUUAGAUUGGGCAUUAUUGUUCACUGUGAUGUUGACGAGCACACCGUUUGCCCCUUUGGUUGAUCCCUGUCUUCAUGAGGCAUUAGAUUGGCUUAGAAGUUUCAGGUUAAUAAAUUUCCGUCCCACAUUUAGCCCCAAAUUUUUCAGGGUUGUCUCCAGACGUUCUUGUUACAAGAUCAUGCCUGGCCCCACGAGACUAGGCCCUGGACAGAUAGACCGUACUCUAGAAAGAUUUUUGUUUGAUCAUACACUGUUAGAGACUUUCUCUCUUGAUCAUGUUUUACACACUUUUUUUUCUUUUGUUCCUGUCUGACACACACACACACACACACACACACACACACACACACACACACACACACAUCAAUACAAAUAAAAAAACACAUUCCCUGACAGGCGCAUUUCUAACCUCUGUGUAUUUAUAUACAUUACUACAUAAAAUACCAAUAAAAAUGUGACAAAAUGAAGAAACAGAAGGACUGCUGAAAAACAGAAAAACAAUGAAGGAAAGGCAUACUGUACUUGUACUUUUUAGCUUUUUUUAAGUAUGAUUUGAUUUGCUGGAGGAUGUUUCUCUCCCAGCCACUACCUCAUUUGUUUAAAGGAUCCUUUUUUUCUUGCAUAAUUUAAUUGUCAUGAAUCACUUAUCAUUCAGAGGGCAACUUUUUGAACCUUGGUUUAUUCAAACGGUCUUGCAGAAGCCCCGCCCCCUUCUGUCUUCUGUGCAUUUAUAUGAAGGUUAAUGGGCACCAGGAAAUGAUCUGGUACAUCAGCGCACCUCUUUACUCUGAAAGCCGCCAGCCGUCGUCUCUUCAGAUAAAACGGUUUUGCAAUAUCCUCAUUUAGAGGAGAGAUUAGCGUGAAACUCAGUCUUAACUCAGGCCUUUCCGUGGGUGUCCGUAAAUGCACCGUGCGAUGACUGGAGGCCCGUUUUUUUCCUCACCUUGUUUGUUUUGUAGAUCCUUCCCUCACUCGUCUUUUCUCAGGGAGCUCUGAGCAGGGAAGCUGUGCAGGGAGUCUGAGAAGAAAGCAAAUCCGUCUGUCAAACUCUAAAAUAGCCCUUUGUUUCUUCAGCCAUAAUUCACAGUUUCUUCCCUUCUGCUGACUCAUAUUGCCACUAAGAGCAGGAUUUGUUUCUAUUUCCUUUUUAUGCAUUUUAUACAGUUAUUUAAGCAUCUUUAUUUUCUUUUGAUAAAGAAAAUCCUUAUUUCUUACAUGUUAAUUGUUUUAUCGGAACAGAAAUGCUGAACCUCUUGCCAGACAUUUGACUCAGAGACGUUUGCCCUUUAUGCUGAAGUUUUGCUAGCUUGUUUGUUAUUGAAUAAUUAAGAAUCGCUGAUUUUAAUGUGUAUCAGCAAAAUGGGUAAGUUCAGCUCAGCUCUCUGGUAGAGUCAGGUUCCAACAUGCUCAACCUGUUGUCUCCCACAUUGAUCCUGGUACGUAAUAACAUACCUUCUCAGAAGGGUUAGCUCGGUGCUACAGCUAGGCGAGGUGCUUUUCAGGAUGGUCUCUAAAGCAUUCCAGUUUUUUCUAUUUUCAUCAGGGGCCUCUCAGGUUCGUCAUAUACGAAACGAAACAAACUGAAUGUCCGCGUUACUGGUAUCAUGGUGUCCUCACGUCGCGUUCAAGCAUAACAGCUCGGCAUCUCAGUCACACCAACUGCCACGUCUUAGUAGUUCCGUUUUCUGAAGUGACCAAUCAGAAACUUGCCCUUGUUAUGUUAAUGAUGUAUUUCUAUGUAAAUUAAUUUCCACAUGUAAAGUUUCCUUUUUGGAUACAACAGAUUAUGCUACAUGUAGAGAUUAUGCUAUGUGUAUUUGUAAUAUAAAUUUUGCAUAUCGCUGUCAGAAGAAACCCUUAUAUCUCCAAAAUGGUAACUUUACAGGAGAAGGAAAAAACCUAAUUUACUUUUAAUGUAAGUCAAUGGAACCAGGCAUUUUCCCCAAGUCAUUUUGAGCUGUUUCUUUAGGUCCAUUCAUCACGAAAUUUACAUACACUGUAAAGAACAACAGGUAUUUUCAAAUUUUGUCAAAAACUGAAAAACGACAAAAAUGGAGAUAUGACGUUUUCUUCUGACAGCUCUUAUGCAUAGAUUGUUCUACACACAUUAAGCCUAGUUCUGGUCUCGACUGUUUAUUUAGGCCAAGACUAGGCUUAGUCUUUGUCUUGCCCCUGGAAUUCAACUGUUUAAAGAUGCUUGUUUGCGUUCAUUGGCUUAUUCAGAAUCACAUUGGCCACAUGAUCUUUUAUUUUCCCUUAAACUCAAUGAUGUUUGAAUGUAUUCUGAUACCUAUAGUAUAUGUGUACAUAUAAGGGCUGAUCUCCCAGACACUAAUUAAGCCCAGCCUUGGACUAUAGAGGUUUAUGUGUGAUUCAGUCCAGAAGUGUAGGCCUACAGUAUGAGUCUGGAAACUCACAACAAACUCAGUUUAUUUAAGGUGGCCUGUAGAUAAACGCAAUUGAUCUAUCCAUGCUUUGCCCACAGAUGCAUUCUUUCUUGCGAGUUUGGGCAAGCUUUACAGAACAUUGGGGGAACCUUAUUCAGGCUAAUGAGAAUGUAAUGCAGCUUUUCAAGAUGCGUUUCAAAUGUUGAUUAGAUGUGUGUGAACAGUCUUACUGUAAUAGAUCUUUCGGCUUUUAUUUGGUCUGUAAUCAGGCAAAUGUAAACAUGGUGGCAAAUUCAUUGUUGUUUCCAACCUGCCUAGUUUCACUUAGCUAGUCCAGCUCUAUAGCACAGCAAUUUAAACUGGAAACUCAACUAUAUUCAACGUGAAGCCCUAUCUAAACUCAUUAAGUGGGAUUUUUGUCAGCGUCCUGUAAAGCCUGUCCAAUCUCAACAAUAAAUACGUGAGAGGCCACCAUUUCAACUGUGCCAAAGUUGUAAACCCAUGAAAAGAGCUUCUUAGUACUCCAAACUGGGCUUAAAAUACAUCUGAGAAAUCUCCCUGUUGUAUUAUUGAUAACCUUGUGAGUUUUAGCUCUGUCUGAAACAGCUAAGUCUACGAAAGCAGAUCAUAGUGUUCAUCACAACCACUAUGUGAGGUUCAUUUUUGGCCUUUUUUUCCAUUUUCUCUGGAAAAACAAACAAUAUUUGUAUUUCUUUUGCUCAAGAGUUGACAUCUGUUUUCAAAGUGUUGAUCUUGCCUUUCAUACUUGGAUAUGCACAGAUUUUCAAUAAUGGCAUCUUCUCUCUUUAUAUAAGACUAUUAGUAGAAUACCUCAUGUGUUACUUACUUGUUAAUUUAAAUGUAAUCAUAUUCUUAACAUGGCACAUAAAUGUAUGUUUAUGAAGGGUUAGUUCAGUCUUAGUAUCUGAUGACUGGGAGCCAUGCUUGUAGACACAGAUCUUUAAAUAAACUUGGAAAUGUAUUUUUAAAGGUACCCUAAGUAGAACUUUCCAUGACAACAGGACAAAAUAUUGAAGACUACUGCUGGUUGACGUUUUGGUAACCAGUGACAAGAAGUGGGUUGGUGUGGUGGGCUGCCUUAAAUGAAUAGUUUGGCAAAAAUCUAAUUUACAUAAUUGCUGAACAGCAAAAAAAACAUUUUUGAAUAGAUGACCAUAUGUAAUACAGUGUCAGAAACCACAUAAGCACGUCUAUUUCGGGAUUGUUAUUAACUCUGAGAUCUGAGGCAAUGCGGUGAUUUUGGCAAGUUGUGAUGUGCUAAUUUGUGGCUUCCAUUAUUUGGUAGCCACACUGCAAACUAAAGAAGCAAACUUUGUACAGCACACAUGCUUUCAUUGACCACAUUUGUGGUGAAGGGAUGAUUUUGUAAAUUUGAUUUUUCAUCUAACUGUUUCUUUAAAAGCCAGCAAUGAACCAGUUUUACUCAUUGUACUUGUAAGGUAUGUUUCCAUGCUGGUCAGUGGAGAAGGCCUAUCAAGGGGUUUUUCCACCGGUCAGUGCCAUACAGUACGGUACGGUUACAAACCUGUGAUCACACACUCUGUCAUCAUUUCCACUGCCAUGUGAACUGUACAGUGCACAGUUACCAGUGCUGAAUUCGGUUGCCUGUUUGGUCAGGGUACCAUACUGAACUGCAGUAUAUGGUGGAACAAGAAAUAGUGCAGACUAGUUGUAAUCCACACAGGAUCAUCGUGAGUUUUCACAACCAUUACGUCUAAAACCCUUCCAGCCAGGUUUGCUAUCUCACAUGUAUAACUACAUGCAGAAUAAAAGGUAAAUCAUAACUCUGAGAGAACCCCACCUACUUUCAUGUGUACAAUGCAAAACAGACAGGGUGAGGAUAUUUCCGGAUUUGGACUAGUAACCGUACUUUGGCGUACUGCAUUAUCCGAUGGAAAAGCGCCUUAAACGUCUGCUAAAUUAGGGAACUUUGGCUUUCACAUGUGUCUACACAAGAUGUGAGGAGUUGUUAUGAUAGAAAUGGGCAACUUUGGCAAAAAAAAAGCUCUUAUUAAUGCUUUAUUGGAGAAAUGUACUGCUGAGAAAGGGUCUCCUGCCAAGUCUUAAGGAUUGAAGGCACAUGAGUGUGUAUUCUCAACAUGUGUCUGUUUCUCAGGUGCCCUGCCUUUGCAUUAAAACUGUAGAGGAACCUUUCUGUCCAAACACGACUCUGAACCGUGAAGUUUGCCGUAAUCAUAUGAAAAAGAUGACUAAGAUGAAGAGCAAUGAUGAAUACUGAUGCACAGCCUCAGCUUUUAGGUUCGGAAAUAACAGUGACCCUAAACCGCUGUCUCCCUGGUGCUUUGUGGUGAACGGCCAAUGCCUGGUGCCAUCACAGUAUGUGCUUUAUUGUUUUUGUUUUUACUAUGGACAAUUUCCUAGCUGUCCAACCUGUGUUUUCCAUUCGGGUUCAAUAUGUACAAAACCUGCAAAACUGGUGCUCCGGUGUGUUCAAGGCACACCACCUCAGGCCCUGUUUGCACCUGGCAGUAACCUCUGUCUCGAGUGAUCUUAUCAUAAGUGGACAGCGAGAUGUAUGGCUGUUUAUACCUGGCAUUUCCAUGUGUCUCGAAUGCAUCUCCAGUGACCACUUGAUUGGAUUUUGUGACUGGGGGAGGGGUACCACACACAUCAGUCUCUUGCUGUAUUUCUGGUCAGUCAAAGGAGUCCCUUUGACCUGGUACAGUCAUUUAGGUCCAGCCUAAAUUCAUUAGAUUGAAUGGAGCUUUUGUUAGCCUGUCCAUGCUCGCCAAACUAGCUACGAAAGACCAUAUCUGUGGGCUGAGCUUGGACAGAUCGGUCAAUUCACCAUUUCACUUCAGUGAUGCCAGUGUUUUAAAACCAUUAAAAAAGAAACCCAGUAUUGCUACAAGUGUUCAGAUGACGCUUUGAGUGACUUAUGGACAGAACUUCCAGCAAUGCUAAUAACAUCCUAAUGUGAUACAAAUGUGGGCAUAAAUAAAAAUGUAAAUAAUCUUU